UCCCCCAAAUCUGCCUUCAUCAGUGCUUCGAAGAAGGCCAAGCUGAGAUCCAAUCCUGUGAAGGUCCGAUUUUCUGAGCAGGUGGCAACCGGAGAAACAGAUGCAAAGAUGAUGAAGAAAGAAGCUCUUCUCCUCAUCCCCAACGUCCUGAAGGUUUUCUUAGAAAAUGGGCAGAUCAAGUCGUUCACGUUUGAUGGCCGGACCACUGUUAAGGAUGUCAUGGUGACAUUACAGGACCGGCUUUCCCUGAGGUACAUUGAGCACUUUGCCCUUGUCCUUGAGUAUGCCGGGCCAGAACAGAACCACAAGUUCCUGCUUCUCCAGGACAAGCAGCCCCUGGCUUAUGUAGUGCAGCGGACACACUAUCAUGGAAUGAAAUGCCUCUUCCGGAUAAGUUUCUUUCCCAAAGACCCGGUGGAGCUGCUGCGUCGGGAUCCUGCUGCUUUCGAGUACCUGUACAUCCAGAGUCGGAACGAUGUCAUCCGAGAACGCUUUGGAAUGGACCCCAAGCCAGAGAUGCUUUUGGGCCUUGCUGCCCUCCACAUCUAUAUCACUGUCUCAGCUACUCGACCUAGUCAGAAGAUCUCACUCAAGAAUGUGGAGAAGGAGUGGGGCCUGGAACCCUUUCUUCCCCCCUCCCUCCUACAGGGCAUCAAAGAGAAGAACCUCCGGAAAUCUCUCUCUCAGCAGCUGAAGGCGCACCAAACACAUCCUUCCAGCAGCACCAAGGGCUCUGCAAUUCAGGCCAAACUCCAGUAUCUUCGAAUUCUGAAUGAACUUCCGACGUUCACGGGCGUUUUGUUCAACACUGUGGGCCUGGAUGAGAAGCAGUCGGCCACCACCCUCCUAGUGGGACCCCGUCACGGCAUCAGCCAUGUUAUUGACCUCAAAACCAACCUCACCACUGUGCUGUCCGAGUUCAGCAAGAUCAGCAAGAUCCAGCUGUUCCGGGAGAACCAGGGCGUGGCCCGGGUGGAGACCAGCAUCAUGGAUGCCAAGCCUCUGGUGCUGUUGAUGGAGUGGCCCGAAGCCACCAACUUCGCCUGCCUGAUUGCGGGGUACUGCCGCCUCCUGCUGGAUUCCAGGAAGAUGGUCUUCUCCAGGCCCACUAGCCAGCCUCUUCCACCUCCAAUGAUCAAGGCAGAUUACAUGCACAGCGCCCACCGCCCUGUCACUGGGGGCCACCUGGGGAAAAAGGAGAGUAGUUAUGUGGGCAGCAUGGGCACCAGCCCCAGGAAGUCGAGCCGCUGCACGCCCCCGCCUGCCGACUCUGAGCUUGUCAGCUUUUGCUACCUCCACAUGCGCGAACAAAGGAAGGAUCAGGAAAGCCGGACAGAUGUCAAUGAGAACUUGAUCUUCUUUGAGGAGACCAGGCCGCGGACCAAGUCUGACCCCACGUCCAAGAGUUCUGGCCAAGGUUAUGAUGUGAUCCCUGGUGACUUUGAUGCAGCUAGCCUAGACCACGAGCCUUGUGCCAGCAGGGCCCGGUCCUACACUUUGGACAAUUCCCUUGGGGCUGAAGCCCUGAAUUUCUACUGUGACUCUUGCAAAGCCAAACUCCAGGAGCAGCUGGGCCCUCGCAAAGGUGGGAGGUCUGGCUCCUCUCGUGACAAUAUGGUAGACUUGAUGUCCCUCCCACCCCCCGGGAGUGAGGAGGAGGAAGAGGAGGAAGAUGAGAGCACUUCGCUGUUGCCUGCCAUUGCUGCCCCACCUCCUGGUUUCCGAGACAACAGUUCUGAUGAAGAGGACCCCAAGCGCCGGGCCGUCCAGAGCCAGGAGCAAGGACGCCACCUGCGUGGGCUCCUGUACGAUGAGAUUCCGGUGACACUGAUUGACAGCGUGCAGACCCGGACAGUCCGAGAUCAUGCCCAGGAGCUAGAUGAUGCCCUGGUGUCCACUCUGCAGGCUCUGGAAGCCCUGGCAGCCUCAGAGGAUGGACCACACCCCCCAGCCCCUCAGACUGCAGGUCUGAUUGUGCUGGCCACAAUCACCCCUGAAUCGUCGCUGGACUCGGGCCAUGAAACCAACUCUUCGGAGCUCACGGACAUGUCGGAGGUGAUGUCAGCCAUGAAGCAACACCAGAAUACCACCUACUUCCUGGCCCAGCAUCUCAACAAGGACAGCCUCCUGGCCCGCAAGGACCUGCCCUUCCGCAUCCAGAGCUGUGCAGCCCAGGCCGUUCUCACAGCCCCUUACUCUCUCGGGCGCCCAGACCCCAACCCGUCCUUCCAGCCAGCUGUCACAGGCCAGAGUCCUGGCGCCCCUGGUGUUCGGAGGAAGGUGCCCCCAUCAGAGGCCCAGCCCCAGCACGGGCGAACAUACUCCCUGGCUGUCCACCCAGCACUGUCCCCUCAGCUGAGUGAUCAGAAAGAUCCGAGCCUGCUGUCCCCAGCUCCUGAGGACAAAGGGCCUGGCCACACUCGGGCGGGCCUAGAGAUGUCACUGGGGGCGGCCACACCGUCCCUCAGUGAGGAGCGGGUCUCUGAGCUAAGGGAGAGCCUACCCAAGGAGGUCAGGUUGAGCCCCAAGCUCAUCCUGGACUCGAAGGGUGGUGUGACCCCAGCCGUCAUCUCGGCUGCCCUACAGCAGGUGGUUCAUACUAAGAGUCCAUCUGGCCCUGGCGGGGCCUUGGGGACCCCCCCCAACAGUGGGGAGAGGUUAGAGGCCAGCAUGGGGAGGUCAGAGGUCAGCAUGGGAAGGCCAGAAGUUAGCAUGAUGAGCAGCAGUUCCAAUAAGAAUCUUAAGUUCAAAAUGAGCCCCAGCGCUCCAGAGGCCUCACGGAAUUCCCAGCCGCAGCUGAGCCCAGAGGUGUCUUCCGGCUCCAGAGCACCCACAGGCAGCCGAGCUGAUAGCCUGCACCUCUCCUCACAAGAGGACAGGCUGCCUAUUCAAAGUUUCCCUCCCAAAAGCUAUCUUUCUCGAGUGAGUCGAGAGUCAGUGGGCAAGCAAGGUACUGGGGAGGUGGCGGGCAAGGGCGGGCCUGAGGGUGCUAAGCCUUCCCUGCACAAGCAGGGCAACGUCUCCGGCCAGGGGGAGAAGGGGCAGCUGGAGAGCACCCCCCAAAGCAGCAAGCUUGAAGACACCAGCCUGGUCCCCCGAGCCGGCUACCCCAUGGUUCUGCAGAGCCCCAGCUGCCCACUGCAAGGCCAGAGCCCCAGCUGUCAGCAGCGAGGCCAGAGCCCGCUGAGGCCUCAGGCUGCCAGCUGGCAGGUGAGCACCAUGCCCUCCAGAAAGAUCGAAACGACCUUGGAUGGAGCCCACUUGGCAUCCGAAGGCCCCACCAAGCCCAAAUCAUCCCGGGGUCCUUUCCGGCUCCGCAACUUAUUCUCUGCCACCUUCCCAACCCGCCAGAAGAAGGAGACAGAUGAGCGGCAGGCCCAGCUGCAGAAGGUAAAGCAGUAUGAGCUGGAGUUCCUUGAGGAACUUCUCAAGCCACCAAGCCAGGGGGAGCUGUCGGGCACCGAGUACCUGCAACCCCCAGCUCCAGGCCGCUGCAGCUGCCAGCUCCGCAGCAGCCCCGUGCAGCAGGGGCCUGGCAUGUCCCGAGAGCAGAGGCGCAGCUGUGAUUGCAAGCGUAUGUGCCGGGGGGCCCGGCCUCAGGCCCCACAAACGCCGGUGCCCGGCCUCCGGGAGAGGGAGAGGGACAGGGUCCCCCCUACCCAGAGGCAGCCAGAGGCCGGCCCAGGCUUGAGCCUCGGCAGCCCCACCAGUGUCCAGCGCAUCCGCUCCACCAGCCUGGAAUCCCGAGAGUGCCGAUCGGACCCUGAGAGUGGGGUUUCAUGCCUGACCACAUGUGCCUCAGGGGGCGAGUGUCUAGGAGCUCCCAACUAUAGGAAACUGAUACGCCGCUACAGCAUUAGUGAGCUGGACCAGGGCGACAGGGCCUCGCUGACCUCGGACGUCUACCCGCACCCACCCCUGGGCAUGCUGCCCAGGGAGGCCAAGGAGGUAGAGGCAGGCCUCCCCCUAGGCGUGGGUCCCAAAAGCAAGUCACUGGAAUCCCCGAUCCUGGGAGACCCCUCCUACGUCCACGUUGCCCCUGAGACCAAAGGCCCCAGACAGAUGGCCGUGUUCUCACUGCCAGAAGAGGUGUACCGGAAGCCCGCGGAGCUGGACGAGGACAGCGAGAGCGGCAAGUGUUGCUCCAUCCGCUACUGCUUCUACUACCGCAAGUGCGACAUGGCAGAUGACACCAGCGACGGCAAGGAUGAGCUCUCCUACUCCAUCCCCAUGAAGAUCCUGCCCGGCAUGAAGCUGGAUGAGCAGGUGGUGCCCGUGGUGAGCAGGACCCUGCAGGUGCUGGAUGCCGCCACCUGCAGCAGCCCGGAGGCCUCCCGCACCCAGGAGAUCGACCUGCGGGUGUCUACCUUCGAGGGGAGCCUGGCCAAGAUCAACGCCCUACGGGCCCAUGCCUACGGCCUGCCUGACGGCUUCCUGGCUGCCAGGCUGGACACCAACGAGCUGCUGACGGUCCUGCGGCAGUGCGUGGCCAGCCCUGAGGCCCGCGCCCCCAAGCCCUACGUCUCCCAGAUCUCUGAGUACAAGCUCGAGCUGGCUCUCAAGUUCAAGGAGCUCCGGGCCUCCUGCCGCCGCGUGGCCAACGUGGACAAGAGCCCCACUCACAUGCUGGCGGCCAUCACGGGCAGCUUCCAGGUGCUGAGCAGCCUCAUUGAGACGUUCGUGCGGUUGGUGUUCAUCGUGCGCUCUGAGGCCCAGCGCCAAGAGCUGCUGGCCAAGGUGGAAGAGGUGGUGAGGAACUACACCUUCCUGCUGCGCGCAGCCGAGGAGUCCACCGCCCGGAGCCUUAAGCAGCAGCAGCAGGCAGUGGCCGCGGGGCGCACACCGGGCCCCCCCGCUUCAGCGACUGUUACGAGCACACUCACCCGCUCCUUAAAAACCCUUAUUAAGUAGGCCAUUUGCCCGGGCCUGCCCCCCUUCCCCAACCGUGGCCCCAGGUUUGAGCUUUGUGGUCUUUGCAUCUUGUGAGUAUAGGUGUCUUCUGGGCCAGUCGGGGUCCCAGAGUCCUCAGUCUCCAGGGAGUGACAGCUCCGUGCGUCGAGGCUGUCCCUGAGGGCUCCCGGCAGCUGCCACCCUGGGUAUCCUCACCCCUUCCCUGGCCUCUGGGCGUCACUGUGAGGGCCAAUGCCCCCCCACCCCACCCCGGUCACUAUGCCCGCCGCAGAGCUGUAUUGCCUCUCUUCUCUAGGGCUGAGACGUGACGUCAGGUCCGCUUCCUGCUCCAUCGUGGGAGCCGGAGGGGGGCGGGCCUGAAGCA
This is a messenger RNA of Kogia breviceps (pygmy sperm whale), 5275 nucleotides long. RefSeq names its product FERM and PDZ domain containing 3 (gene FRMPD3). Gene Ontology annotation, cellular component: cytoskeleton. Lineage: Eukaryota; Metazoa; Chordata; Mammalia; Artiodactyla; Physeteridae. The record is from RefSeq and is a predicted model, not a curated record. Gene Ontology annotation, molecular function: protein binding.